Caenorhabditis briggsae is the source of this 1773-nucleotide messenger RNA. It is a transcript of the gene Cbr-scav-6, whose product is annotated as Protein CBR-SCAV-6. Gene Ontology annotation, cellular component: membrane; cytoplasm. The transcript has 10 exons. Bases 1 to 1773 code for a protein of 590 amino acids. Gene Ontology annotation, molecular function: scavenger receptor activity. The record is from RefSeq and is a predicted model, not a curated record. NCBI's taxonomy places the organism in Eukaryota, Metazoa, Nematoda, Chromadorea, Rhabditida, Rhabditidae.
AUGCGGAUACGAAUAGGAAAAUUAGAUGUGUUUAUUGUGAUUGCUGCGACGAUAUGCAUCGUAUUCGGAAUUGUCAUGUGGGCGGCGUUCUCGUCGAUUUAUAGUACAUUAGUCAUUCAGAAUCUCCGCUUAUCUGAAAAUACGGAUACCAGUCUCGGAUACUCAGCAUUCCAGUACACAAAUCCUCAAGUGACCAACGUUAUGAAAUUCUAUUUUUUCAAUUUAACAAAUCCGGACGAAGUCAAAUACUAUUCUGCAGCCCCAAACAUGGUGGAAAUUGGACCAUUUUCAGUCAUAGAAAGCGAACAGAAAAAGUAUCUGGAUUUUAAUGGGGACAAGUCUCAAAUGUUUUAUCAAAAUUAUAAAAAGUACAUUUUAUCCAAGGAUUAUUCUUGUGACGAGUGUGAUUGGGAUAGAACUCUGGUUUUUCCGAAUCCACCUGGAUUGGGAGCCGUCGGAUCAAUGAUCGAUCCUCAAUUUAAAAUCACUCGUACUGGAAGAACAAUCAUUGCCACCGCUCUAAUGAUUCUUGGAGAGUAUCCAUUUGUAUCCCAUAAAGUGCGCGAAGUCCUUUUCGAUGGCUAUGAAGAUGCCUUGUUGUCUGCAGCACAUUCAGGGUUCGUCACAAUUCUAUCAGGAAUUUUCAAAGGAGACGGUGAAAGUAUCGUGCCAAUUCCGAUUCCUCAAAUGCCAAAGUUUGGGUAUUUUCAAGGGUACAACAACUCGCGAGACGAAGAGUACUGGAUAGAAACUGGGAAAGACGAUAUCAAUCAAAUUGGACAGGUCAAGAAAUGGGCGGGAAUCACUGAGUUGCCGGGGUCUUGGUGGACAGGAGACCACGCGAGGAGGAUUAGUGGAAGUGAUUCUGGAAGUUUCACUCAAAUGCAUCUGGAUGAGUCGUCGACAGCAGACAUGUUCUUCAGUUUCAUGUGUCGAUCCUUUACAAAAACAUUCUACAAGAAGGACACGAUUCAAUCAAUUCCAACAAUGGGUUAUCACAUUGGUUAUGACGAAUGGGACACGACAUCUGAUAAAAAUAUAGGCUUCCGUUAUCGAAAUAUCGAGAAGAGGAACUAUUUUCCAGACUGGCCGAAGUGUCCGCCAAAAGGCGAAUGUCAUCAAGCAGGCUCAAUCGAAUGUUGGAAAUCCGAAAACUUUUGUCACGCCUGUUGUGACGGAUCCUUCUACAAUGGAACCUAUUUCCUUCCACCUGGAAUGUUCCCAUUAGUUUGCUAUCCGGGACGUCUUCAACCGACUCCAUUCGCCGUUGUCUAUUCUCCACCACACUUCUUAUUCUCACCAGAUGAGGUCAGAAAUCCAGUGGUUGGAAUGAAACCAGAUCCGGAGAAGCAUGAACCUAUGAUCUAUUACCAUGAGACAUACAGUGGGACAACUCUAAAAGUGGUGAAUCGUCUUCAAGUCAAUAUGCCUGUUAUUAAAUCUCAUGAUGUUCCAAGCAGUCAAAACAUGCCGAACGUGAUGAUUCCAUUGUUCUGGCAAGAAGCCACGCCCAUCUACCAUCAAUUCAUCUUCAAUCAAGUCUGGCUUGGCUUCGUUUUGGUACCUCGUUUAAUGACGGUCCUUCAAUUUGUUGCUCUUGGGUUCGGCCUCUUUUUGCUGGCUCUUUUAUUCUUCCUGCAACUUCGAAAAUCCAAAUCAUCGUCUGUAAAACCAAUGAAAUCCAGCUUUUUGGAACGAACAAGUAACUGGCUGUCAUCUACUACUUCUAAUUCUUAUAAUUCGGAUCAAAGUGGAGGAUUGAGGAGGAUGUAG